UUUUUUGCAUGUCUUUUAGCUGUUAUAUUUCGUGUAAAGGAGAAUGUGACCACGCCCACUCAUAACGUUACAUGCGCGUGAGCAGUUCGUGAACGUAAAAUUCAGGGAUGGCAUCGGCGGAUGCUUUAAAAGUUUCCUCUCUGAAGGAUAAAGUGGCGUUAAUCACAGGAGCGAGUUCUGGUAUCGGAGCCGGAACCGCGGUUCUCUUCGCCAAACUCGGGGCUCAGCUGGCGCUCAGUGGCCGUGACAUGAACAACCUGAGCAAAGUCUCCAAACAGUGUGAAGAGUGCGGGGGGAAAAAGCCACUAUUGGUGCCAGGAGACUUGACCGAUGAGGACACAGUAAAGAAAACUGUUGAAGAAACUGUUGCUCACUUUGGGCGCUUGGACGUUCUUGUUAACAGUGCAGGGAUCCUCGCCAUGGGCACAAUUGAGACCACCGACUUGGCUCAGUAUGACAAGGUGAUGAACGUUAACGUCAGAUCAGUUUACCACCUCACACACUUGUGUGUGCCACAUUUGAUUCAGACUAAGGGCUGCAUUGUAAACGUGUCCAGUGUCAAUGGUCAACGAUCAUUUCCUGGAGUGCUUGCAUACUGUAUGUCCAAGUCUGCCAUUGACCAGUUUACACGCUGUGUAGCUCUUGAACUGGCACCAAAGCAAGUACGAGUCAACUCUGUUGGGCCAGGUGUGAUCAUUACAGAGGUCCACAAGCGUGCAGGUCUGGAUGAAGAGCAGUAUAAACAGUUCCUUGAGAAGUGUAAAGUCACGCAUGCCCUUGGCCGACCAGGUGAGGUAGAGGAAGUGGCUCAGGCAAUUGCCUUCCUCGCCUCAGAAGCUGCUACCUUUAUUACAGGUGUGAAUCUCCCAGUGGACGGAGGCCGUCAUGCUAUGUGUCCACGAUAGUGCCACAUUACCAUAAAUCUGAUUAGAAGUAAAUAAAAGUUUAAAAAAAAAUG
This is a messenger RNA of Tachysurus vachellii, 958 nucleotides long. RefSeq lists its product as uncharacterized. The transcript is spliced from 8 exons. Bases 108 to 905 code for a protein of 265 amino acids. Lineage: Eukaryota; Metazoa; Chordata; Actinopteri; Siluriformes; Bagridae. The record is from RefSeq and is a predicted model, not a curated record. Gene Ontology annotation, molecular function: oxidoreductase activity.